Messenger RNA from Calidris pugnax (ruff), 507 nucleotides. RefSeq names its product feather beta keratin-like. The transcript has 3 exons. The coding region runs from base 48 to 344 and encodes 98 amino acids. The record is from RefSeq and is a predicted model, not a curated record. Gene Ontology annotation, cellular component: intermediate filament. Gene Ontology annotation, molecular function: structural constituent of cytoskeleton. Lineage: Eukaryota; Metazoa; Chordata; Aves; Charadriiformes; Scolopacidae.
CUUUUCUUAAACUCUUCUCCUUGGUGAUCCGGGUCUGGAUCUCUCACAUGUCUCCCUACGAGUGCUGCCUGCCGCCGGGGGUGAUAUGUCCCGAGCCAUUUGCCCUCACCUCCAACGAGACCUGUGUCAUUAAAUACCCCGACACAAUAGUGGACAUAGUGGAACCUGACUCGCCACCAUAUUCCGUGAUAUAUCCCGGCCCAACUCUCACCACUUUCCCUCAGCAAACUAUAGUGGGAUCUACUGCGCUGUUCGAUAUGAGAAAUUUAUUCGGUUUCAAGGGAUCUCCCAGUUUUAGGGAACUUGCAGGCCAACCUAAUUCCAACAUGGAUAUCUGUGGAUAAAGGGAAAAGCAGAACUGAACAGUAAGGACAGAUCACGGCUAAGUCUAUGGAUAAUGGAUUACAGAAGUGCUGAGCUCCCACGGUUCCCAGUGGAGUCCAUAAAAGCAUGGCUUCCUGACAUUAGACCUGCACGAGGACUAGAAUUUCCAAUCUGCAAGAAAUU